AUGGUGCCAGGUCUGAAGGUCCUUCUGCUCCUCAGCCUGCAUCUCCUGCAGGAGGCACAGAGCUCCAUGGUCCAUCUCAACAACAAUGGGUACGAGGGAGUGGUCGUUGCAAUUAACCCCAGUGUACCAGAAGAUGAAAGACUCAUCCAAAGCAUAAAGGAAAUGAUAACCCAAGCCUCUACUUACCUGUUUGAAGCCAGCAAAAGAAGAUUUUAUUUCAGGAAUGUAAGCAUUUUGGUCCCGAUGACCUGGAAGUCAAAAUCUGAGUACUUAAUGCCGAAACGAGAAUCAUAUGACAAAGCAGAUGUCAUAGUUGCUGACCCUUAUCUGAAACAUGGAGAUGAUCCCUACACACUUCAAUAUGGACAGUGUGGAGACAGAGGGCAGUACAUACACUUCACUCCAAACUUCCUACUGACUGACAAUUUACGUAUCUAUGGACCCCGAGGCAGAGUCUUUGUCCAUGAGUGGGCCCAUCUCCGGUGGGGAGUAUUUGAUGAAUAUAACACAGACCAACCCUUCUACAUGUCCAGAAAGAACAUUCUCGAAGCAACAAGAUGUUCCACUGACGUUUCUGGCAGAAACGUGGUCCAGCAAUGUCGGGGACGCAGCUGCACAGCAAGGCAAUGCCGGCGAGAUUCAAAGACAGGACUGCUUGAACCAAAAUGUACAUUUUUCCCAGACAAAUCCCAGACUGCCAAGGACUCCAUCAUGUUCAUGCAAAGUCUUGAUUCUGUGGUUGAAUUUUGCACAGAAAAAACCCACAAUACGGAAGCUCCAAACCUGCAAAAUAAAAUGUGCAACCGCAGAAGCACGUGGGACGUAAUCAAGGAGUCUGCUGAUUUCCGGAAUGCCUCUCCCAUGGAAGGAGUAGAAGCACCGCCUCCACCUGCAUUCUCAUUGCUGAAGUCCAAACAGCGAGUAGUCUGCUUGGUGCUGGACAAAUCUGGAAGUAUGAACAAUGAUAACCGUCUUAUUCGGAUGAAUCAAGCAGCAGAACUUUAUUUGACUCAAAUUGUUGAAAAGAAAUCUAUGGUUGGAUUAGUCACAUUUGACCAAGAGGCCAGAAUCCAAAAUUAUCUAACAAAAAUAACUAACAGUAGUAACUAUCCAAAGAUCACUGCAAAUCUCCCACAGCAAGCUUCGGGUGGAACUUCAAUUUGCAGUGGAAUUAAAGCAGGAUUUCAGGUAAUCACUUCCAGUAGCCAAAGUACUUCUGGUUCUGAGAUCAUAUUGCUAACAGAUGGGGAAGAUGAUCAAAUAAGUUCCUGCUUUGAGGAGGUCAAACACAGUGGUGCCGUCAUCCACACCAUCGCUCUGGGGCCUGAUGCUGCCAAAGAACUGGAGACUCUGUCAACCAUGACAGGAGGACUGCGUUUUUAUGCCAACAAAGACCUAACUGCCCUGAUGGACGCUUUCAGUGGGAUUUCAUCCAGCAGCGGCAGCAUCUCUCAGCGGGCUCUGCAGUUGGAGAGCAAAGCCUUGACUAUCGCAGCGGGACAGCCAGUAAAUGGUACAGUGCUGGUGGACAGCUCCGUUGGCAACGACACCUUCUUUGUUGUCACCUGGACAGCACAAAAGCCAGAAAUCGUUCUUCAAGAUCCGAAAGGGAAAACGUACAGAACCUCAGAUUUCAAAGACAAUGAGCUGAAUAUGCACUCUGCUCGACUCCAAAUACCAGGCAUCGCAGAAACAGGUACUUGGGCUUACAGUCUCUCAGAUGUCAUACCUCAGUCGCUAACAGUGACAGUGACCACUCGAGCGAGAAGUCCUACCAAGCCCCCAAUAAUCGCGACUGCUCACAUGAGUCAAGACACAGCGCGAUACCCUAGCCCGAUGAUUGUUUACGCCCGAGUCAGCCAAGGGUUCUUGCCUGUCCUGGGAGCCAGUGUCACUGCCAUUAUAGAAGCUGAAAAUGAACAUAAAGUCACACUGGAGCUGUGGGACAACGGGGCAGGUGCUGAUACUGUUCAAAAUGAUGGCAUCUACUCAAGAUAUUUUACAGAUUAUCAUGGAAAUGGAAGAUACAGCUUGAGAGUGAGUGUCCAGGCAAGAAGAAACACAGCCAGACUAAGUUUAAGACAGCAGAGCAAGUCUUUAUAUUUGCCUGGCUAUAUCGAAGAUGGCAAAAUUAUAAUGAAUCCACCCAGACCUGAAAUCCAAGAAGCGGAAGUGCCCGUGGAAGACUUCAGCAGACUAGCCUCUGGAGGGUCGUUUACCGUGUCUGGAGCGCCCCCUGGUGGCAACCACGCCAAUGUGUUUCCACCCAGUAAAGUCACAGAUCUGGAGGCCGAGUUUGAAGGAGAUCAUAUCCACCUUACCUGGACGGCCCCUGGCAAGGUCCUCGACAAAGGAAAAGCGCAAAGAUACAUCAUCAGAAUGAGUCAGCAUUUUCAGGAUCUCCAAGAAGAUUUUAGCAACGCUACUUUAGUGAAUACUGCUGGCCUGAUACCUAGAGAAGCUGGCUCAAAAGAAAAGUUUGAAUUCAAACCAGAAACUUUGAAAACGGGAAAAAGCACCAUGUUCUACAUUGUAAUUCAGGCCAUCAAUGACGCCGGUUUCACGUCAGUGAACUCCAACAUUGCGCAGGCUGUCAAGUUCGUUCCUCCAGAGCACAAUGUCUCUGCAUGGGGGCCUAAUAUUUCUGCCACCCCUCUGACAAUUUGGGGGUUAACUGUGAUUUUUAAAUAUGUUUUAAACUAGAAAACUAAAAUGCAAUCUUGUAUAUACUUGCUAAGAGCUUCUUUAGAAUGAAUUUACUAAAGCCACUGUCAGCUAGUCAACAAAUGUAAUACAGAAAUUAAUAUUCGAAGUUAUUAGAAAAAUUGCUAGACUUAACUAAUACUAUUUUUGCUAAAUAUAAAUCAAGACUAACAUGUCCUUAAUCAUUAAUCAUUCCAUUUAUUAUGGAAA
Messenger RNA from Arvicola amphibius (Eurasian water vole), 2913 nucleotides. RefSeq names its product calcium-activated chloride channel regulator 3A-1-like. Gene Ontology annotation, molecular function: intracellularly calcium-gated chloride channel activity. Bases 1 to 2703 code for a protein of 900 amino acids. The record is from RefSeq and is a predicted model, not a curated record. NCBI's taxonomy places the organism in Eukaryota, Metazoa, Chordata, Mammalia, Rodentia, Cricetidae. Gene Ontology annotation, biological process: chloride transport. The transcript is spliced from 14 exons.